AUGGUGCGCAAGCAGCAGGUCUUGGAAACAAGAAAAAAUUUGACUGAACUGGAGUUAAGAUGGACUCAUGGUGAUCAGGAAGCACAAAAUAAUAAUCACGAAGAGGUGGUGGAAGGUCUCAAACCUCAUGAUGGGCUGAAGGUCCUGAGGAUAUAUUCCUGUGGGAACAUUACCAGCUCUGGAAAUUCUUCACCUGUCAGGAUUGGAAAGUUUACAUUGUUUGUGCAGCGGCGCUGCUACAGGAUUGGAAAAUUUGAGGCAUGGCUGGACACAGAUGUGGUACCAGGAGAAGAGACGAUAUUUCCCAAGGUUGAGGAGCUGGUGAUCGGCGAGUGUGGAAGUUUGACUGCAUUACCAAAAGCAGCAUCGGUGAUUACGGAAUCAUCUGGCGGAGUUGAUACUAAGUGCCGCUCCGCAUUUCCAGCAUUGUGGAACAUGACGUUAAGAUCUUUGAAUAUGUUUGAUAGAUGGGAGGCAGUCGAAGGAACUCCAGGAGACGGGGUAACAUUUCCUCUGCUGGAGGAGUUGAAAAUUAAAUUCUGCCCGAAGUUGACUGGUCUCCCUGAAACACCCAAGCUAGGUAAAUUAGCCAUAGAAGGAGGUCACCAAAUAUCCCUGCAGGCAGCUAGCAGAUGCAUUCCUUCGCUGUCCAGUCUGCGUCUGGAUGUGUCACCCGAUGACGCGGAAACAACAUUGCUGCAUGUCAAGCAGAAAUGGGAUCAUGAACUCCCCCUGGCAGCUAUGACGCUAAGGAGGUGCGACAUUUUGUUCUCCUCCCACCCAGGUGCACUAGCGUUGUGGACAUGUUUUGCACGGCUUGUAGAUUUGAGAAUUUGGAAUUGCGACGCUCUUGUCUACUGGCCAGAAAACGUGUUCCAGGUCCUGGUAUCCCUAAGGAGGUUAUCGAUUUUUUGGUGCAGCAAACUGACAGGACACACACAAGCUUCUGACGGGCAAUCUGCUCCAGAACGGGGUGGACUCCUGCCACGUCUGGAAUAUCUAUAUAUAAGUGAUUGCACAUCUUUGGUGGAGGUCCCCAACCUGCCGGCAUCUCUCAAGGAAUUACAUAUUGGUUUCUGCGGUAAUAAUCUCAAGUCCAUCAUAUUCGGUCAGCAUGAGUAUGUGAUGCCGGUGGGUGGAGAAGGUGUCGUACAGCCGGACACGUCAUCAUUAAUUCCAGGGUCCAGCGGUAGUGAGGCCACGGCGUCUACAGCUGUAGUGAAGCUGUCUUCAGCAGCCAACCAUCGCUCCCUUCCAUGCCUAGAAUCUCUAAUUAUACAGAGUUGCGAUCAUUUGUCAGAGGUUGCCAAUCUUCCUCCAUCUAUCAAGUUCUUGGAAAUUUAUAGCUGCGGCAACCUUCAAUCCCUAUCAGGAAAGCUAGAUGUCGUCCAAAAAUUAACUAUUCGGUUCUGCGGUAGGUUGAAGUCACUGGAAUCUUGCGUAGGAGAACUGUGGUCGCUGGAAGAUCUCAGGCUUGAUUGUUGCGAAAGUCUGGUGUCCUUACCGGAUGGGCCUCAAGCAUACUCAUCUCUUAGAGUUCUUGAUAUUCAAGAUUGUGGUGGUAUAAAGUUGCUUCCGCGGAGCCUACGGAGCCAUUUAGAUUGCCUCGAGGAGAAACAUCUAGAUGCCCGUUACGAAGGUAAUCUCCCGUUUCCAGCUUGUUUCUUUUAA
Molecule: messenger RNA, 1671 nt
Organism: Panicum hallii
Lineage: Eukaryota; Viridiplantae; Streptophyta; Magnoliopsida; Poales; Poaceae
Product: disease resistance protein TAO1-like
Exons: 2
Coding region: 1-1671 (556 amino acids)
Source: RefSeq, a predicted model, not a curated record